UGUCCUAUAUCACCUGCAGUGCUGCCUGUCUCCAGCGUGAAGACAUCAAGUCGCAGCUCAAGAGACACGCCUCCAUGGCUGCAUGGCGAGGCGCUGGCCGGGUUCAGUUGGCGCGGCAGAGCAGCUAAGGUCGAAUCAAUGUCCUCCUUUUCCCCCGUGCCGCGCAAGAGCCACAUCAUCUUCCGACCGACGUGGAGCUGCACCGAGUGUGCCCGACGAAAGGUGCGAUGCGACAAGCAGAUCCCUUGCCAGCCAUGCGUCAAGCGCGGCACGCAGGACAGAUGCUCGCGCGGGGCUGCCGUCGAUGGCGUCGCUGUGCGGGCGUCCGAGGAGGGCCUAGGCAGUGAUACGGCCGUCGACGAGGCCCAGGUCGCCGCGUCGCAGGAGAGUCACGAGCAGCUGACAGCCGUCGUGGCGCAGCUGCUUCGCCGUGUGGACCGUCUGGAGCGACAGCAGGCCACCUCGUCGUUCUCUACAGCGCCUAGAUCGGCUCAAGUUGUGGACACGGCUGCUGCUGCUGCUGCUGCCACCGCCGCUGCUGUUUCUGCUGCAACGUCAUCAUCGCCGUCGGCUAGUUUUCCCCAGGCCGAGUCGCCGUCGUCCGCGUCCACGAUCGGCCAUGCGCCUCUCGCCAUCGCAACGACGACGUCCAACAGCCCGGCGUCUCCCACAAAGUCCUCACUGGUCUCGACGCAGCACCUUGCGCAGGAAGAGGCGCACCAGGGCAACGGCGAGGAGACCUCGGUCACCAUCGAGUACCUCGCCCUGGGCAAGAAUCGCAGGCUGGGCAUCCUGGGCGUGUCGCGCGACCCACACACGGCCACAGCGCCGACGACGAACCUGCUCGAGUGGCCACACGAACUGGCCCUCGUCCCCGCGGUGGCAGCGAUGCUCCUGCCCGACCGUGCUCUGCGCUACAUUCUCACCUUUCACACCGAUGCUGUUCAAUGGCAGCACGCCUGCAUCCACUCGCAGACAUUCGAGCGGCAGGCCCAGGACUACAUGGACAUUGGUGUUGCGGGUGGGCCAGACGACGAUGAGGGCGACUUAAACGACGAGACGCGAAAGGCGCGGCGCUGGCACAGCGUCGACACGCUCUGGCUCGCGCUGCUGCUCAGCAUACAGACGAUCACGCUGCACCAGAUGCCUGCCGAGGACAUCCGCUCCCUCUUUCCCGGUCGCAAGCGCGAUGCCCUCGUCGACGACAGCCUGGCCGCCGUGCGUGCCUGCCUGGACGCGGGCGACUUUAUGCGCCGGCCCAACUUCUUCGCCUGCCAGGCCAUCGCCAUCCUCUCCGUCUGCGGCCACAACGUCGUCGACUCGAACCUGCUCUCGUCGCUCCUGGCCGUGGGCAUCAAGACGGCGCAGAUGCUCAACCUCCACGUGCUUGGCGCCGAGAGCGAGCGGGUGCGGCGCGAGGUCGAGGCGCUCGCGGCAACGGGUGUGCAUGCAGACGGCGCCCUGCGACGGCGCCUCGUCACGCUCGAGAUGGGCAAGCGCGUGUGGUGGUCCCUGACCCAGCAGGACUACUUUGCCAUUCCCUUUCGCGGCGUCUCGCUCGUGCACCCGCACCAGCACGACACGCCGUUUCCCAGCAACGUGCUGGACACCGACCUCGGGCGCGGCUGCUGGCGCCUGCUCGACGACUCGGAGCUGUCGCUGACGCUCAAGCAGCGCAUCACCUCUGUCUCUGCCGAUGUCCUCUGCCGCUUCUUCAAUGCCCUGCCUCGGUCGGGCGCCACCCUCGCGGACCACGUGGAACCAUACGAGGCAUCGCUCCUGCGGCUGCUGCCCAGCCACAGCCAGGGCCACACGAUCCCACGCUCCUCGGACCCCCGGCUCACCUUUGGCGCCGCACUGGCCCGCUACCUCAACAUCAGCGUGCGCCACAAGAUGCUCGUCGUCCACCGUGCCUUUUGUGGGCGCUCGCCGGCUAUCCCGGGCGAGCUGCAGCGCUCGCAGCGCAUCGCCGUCGACCUUGCCCGUGCCAUUCUCUCGCACUGCCACAUGGGCGCCACCUCUACGCGGCCGGGCAGCGCGCUGCUGGCGGCCAUGUGGACGACGGCCUACCACGCCGUCGCUGCAGCCACUGUCCUGGCCAUGGACAUGCUCGCCCAGCCGCGCGACAGGUCGGCCUCGUGGGCCCGCAGACGCGAGGUGGAGCAGGCCCAGGAGGUGCUACGGUCCAUGGCAGCACGGAGCCCGAUUGCGGCGCGCGGCGUCAGCCUGCUCACGUCGCUCCUCCAGCAGCACGAGGCCGGGCCCCAGGCGAGGGACACGGCCGUGAAGACUGUGUCCUGGCAAGACGAGGAGCGGGGUCGCAAUGCGCCGGCGCAGAAGAGAGCCCGGCUGGCGGAGCCAGAUCGCAGCAGCGUAGAGCUGCCCGGGCAGCAGGAGGAACCCGUCUGGACCGAUGCAGGCGCAGGUGCGCCGCUCGAGUGGGACCAGUUCCAGGCCAUCGUCAGCAUGCUUGAGCAUGUCCCGGACAUGGGCAGUCUCUUUGACGGCAGCCUGGGCGAUCCGUUUGCGUCGACGUGAAUCACAUUGUACUCUUCCACUCAAGCAGUCUUUAUGUACAGUACAUCUAUUC
Acaromyces ingoldii is the source of this 2590-nucleotide messenger RNA. RefSeq lists its product as hypothetical. Gene Ontology annotation, molecular function: DNA-binding transcription factor activity, RNA polymerase II-specific; zinc ion binding. The record is from RefSeq and is a predicted model, not a curated record. Gene Ontology annotation, biological process: regulation of DNA-templated transcription. NCBI's taxonomy places the organism in Eukaryota, Fungi, Basidiomycota, Exobasidiomycetes, Exobasidiales, Cryptobasidiaceae. The transcript has a single exon. Bases 139 to 2538 code for a protein of 799 amino acids.